This is a messenger RNA of Mycena indigotica, 2421 nucleotides long. Its product is annotated as D-xylulose 5-phosphate/D-fructose 6-phosphate phosphoketolase. NCBI's taxonomy places the organism in Eukaryota, Fungi, Basidiomycota, Agaricomycetes, Agaricales, Mycenaceae. Gene Ontology annotation, molecular function: aldehyde-lyase activity. The transcript has 15 exons. The record is from RefSeq and is a predicted model, not a curated record. The coding region runs from base 1 to 2421 and encodes 806 amino acids. Gene Ontology annotation, biological process: carbohydrate metabolic process.
AUGCCUGGCCAAAUUCUACUUCAAGCAAACCCUCCCGCGGAUCCAUCUCUGCUCCCCGAUUCUGUGCUCGAGCUUGGUGUCCAACUCGGCGUAAAGGAUUAUCUUCCUCCCGAUGAACUUAAGUCUCUCAAGAUGUUUCGUCGCGCUGCCGACUACAUCGCAGCAGCCAUGAUAUUCCUAAAUCACAACGUCCUCAUCGAGCGGGAAAUCGUUCCGGACGACAUAAAGCCGCGUUUGCUUGGGCACUGGGGUACCUGCCCAGGCUUGGUCAUGGUCUACACCCAUGUCAACAGACUGAUUCGGAAAACUGGAAUCGAUGCGCUUUAUGUCGUUGGGCCUGGUCAUGGCGCUCCCGCAAUCCUGUCCUGUCUGUGGCUUGAAGACUCUCUCAGUGCAUUCUAUCCCGAACAUACCCGCGAUUACAAGGGACUGCAAAAACUCGUCGCCGGUUUCUCAGUGCCAGGCGGUUUCCCCAGCCACAUCAACGCCGGAACUCCCGGAGCUAUCCACGAAGGAGGAGAGCUAGGUUAUGCUCUCAGCGUCGCGUUUGGCGCCGUAAUGGAUAACCCAGACUUAGUUGUUGCCUGUGUUGUUGGCGACGGUGAGGCGGAGACCGGUCCCACUGCGACGGCUUGGCAUGGCUUUAAAUAUAUCGACCCCGCUGAAUCUGGCGCCGUUCUCCCCAUUAUCAGUGUCAAUGGCUUCAAGAUUUCAGAGCGUACGAUCUAUGGAACGAUGGACGACAAGGAGAUGACUGCUUUGUUCACGGGCUACGGCUACCAAGUUCGCAUCAUCCAGAACGUCGAGGAUCUUGACAACGAUCUUGCUGCAUCAUUUGACUGGGCUCUCGCUGAAAUAAAAAAGAUACAGUCGGCUGCCCGUAACGGCAAUCCAAUCGUAAAACCUCGAUGGCCCGUGCUUAUUCUGCGGACACCCAAAGGUCUGGGGGGACCGAAAACCUUCCAUGGCGAAUUCAUCGAAGGCUCCUUCCGUUCACAUCAAGUCCCUCUUCCAGGCGCUAAGACUUCGCCUGAAGAGCUCGCUGCUCUAAACGAGUGGCUCAAGUCCUAUCAUCCAGAGGAGUUGUUCAAUUCCGAUGGCGUUCCAGUCCCAGAGGUUCUCUCCCUUGUCCCUGAGUCUGCCGAAAAGCGACUGGGUCAACGGAAAGAAAGCUUCCGUGCUUAUCAACCCAUCGUCGUCCCCGAUUGGCAGAAGUUGGGUGCUGAGAAGGCGUCUCAGGAUAGCUGUAUGAAGGCGAUUGGUCGCCUUCUUCGUGGCGUUGUCGCAGAAAACCCCAAGCAAUUCCGAAUUUUUUCGCCGGACGAGCUCGUUUCCAAUAAACUCGACGCCGUUCUAGACGAGAGCUCGCGGAACUUCCAAUGGGAUAUUGAAUCGCGAGCUCAAGGUGGUCGCGUCAUCGAGAUACUCUCCGAACACACCUGUCAAGGCAUGCUCCAGGGCUAUACGCUCACUGGGCGCACCGGUCUUCUCCCAAGUUAUGAAGCCUUCCUAGGCAUCAUCCAGACAAUGAUGGUGCAAUACAGCAAAUUUACGAAGAUGUCUUCUGAAAUUCAAUGGAGACAACCAGUUGGCUCACUCAACUACGUGGAAACGUCGACUUGGACGAGGCAAGAACACAACGGCUUUUCGCAUCAAAAUCCCGCAUUCAUUGGCGCCGUCCUAAAUCUCAAGCCCGCUCAAGCCCGCGUAUACCUUCCACCGGAUGCCAACUGCGCGCUGUCGACGAUGGCGCAUUGCUUGCGUGCCAAGAACUACGUGAAUUUGAUUGUUGGGAGCAAACAACCAACUGCCGUGUGGCUCUCGCCAGAGGAGGCAGACAAGCAUUGCAUUGCCGGCGCGUCUGUCUGGAAGUUUGCAAGCACUGACGAUGGUGUCGAUCCCGACGUUGUGCUUGUUGGUGUCGGCGUCGAAGUAACCUUUGAAGUGAUCGCAGCAGCAGCUCUUCUCCGCCAGCUGGUUCCUGCUCUCCGUGUUCGGGUUGUUAAUGUCACAGAUCUGAUGAUUCUGUCUGGUCACGGCGCCCACCCCCAUGCGCUCAGCGACGCCGCCUUCGACGCGCUGUUCACGAGAGACAAGCCCAUUCACUUCAACUACCAUGGCUACCCUAUCGAACUCCAAGGUCUACUCUUUGGGCGACCCAAUCUCGACCGUGUCACCAUUGAGGGUUAUCGGGAAGAGGGUACAACAACAUCGCCAUUCGAUAUGAUGCUCGGCAACUGCACCUCUCGUUACGAUGUUGCCGCGGCUGCUAUCCGGGGCGGUGCACUUUCCAAUCCAAAGGUGGCUGUCAAUGCCCACGAGCACGAGUCGUAUGUGAAGCACCUGGCCGUCAAAGAGAAAGACUAUAUUUACGCCAACGGCAAAGAUCGCGAUGACAUGUUCGACGUUCCUACCUUUUAG